This is a messenger RNA of Talaromyces amestolkiae, 1317 nucleotides long. RefSeq lists its product as uncharacterized. Gene Ontology annotation, molecular function: pyridoxal phosphate binding; transaminase activity. NCBI's taxonomy places the organism in Eukaryota, Fungi, Ascomycota, Eurotiomycetes, Eurotiales, Trichocomaceae. The record is from RefSeq and is a predicted model, not a curated record. The transcript has 3 exons. The coding region runs from base 1 to 1317 and encodes 438 amino acids.
AUGCAGCUAUAUAUUACAAAGGAGCUACAGAUCGCAGUUGAUGCGGCUAAAGCUCGGUAUAUCGCCUCAAAUGCUCGAUCAAAAGCACUCCACGAAGAGGCUGUCAACGUGCUGCCCGGUGGCAAUACAAGGACUAUACUUCACACAGAUCCCUUUCCUAUCUACAUAAAACAUGGAAAAUCUUAUCAAGUAACUUCGGAAGAUGGUAUUACCUAUAUUGACAUGGCUGGAGAGUUUACGGCAGCUCUAUAUGGCCACUCCAACCCAGUCAUUCUCUCUGCUAUGAAUGAUGUACUCCAAAAUGUUGGAAUGAAUGUUGGGGCCACUACAGCUCAGGAAAGACUAUUUGCCAAUGAAAUCUGCAAACGGUUCCAAUUGGAACGACUCAGGUUCACCAAUUCCGGCACAGAAGCUAAUUUACAUGCUCUAGCAGCAGCUAGGAAAUUCACUUCGAAACGAAAAGUUGUCACGUUUAGUGGAGGUUAUCAUGGUGCUGUUCUGACAUUUUCUGGUGGCAAGCCUGCUUCAAAUAACGUUGACAUGGACGAUUGGAUUGUAGUGAAAUACAACGAUCUCGAUGCAGCCAAGGAAGCCAUUCGAAGUCCCGGAGUCGCUGCGGUUCUAGUUGAAGGAAUGCAAGGUGCUAAUGGAUGCAUCUGUGGGACUUUAGAGUUCUUACAUGGCAUUCAGCAAGCUUCAUCAGAGGUAGGCGUACUCUUUAUCCUUGACGAGGUCAUGACAUCUCGCAUAUCUGAAGGUGGUCUCGCUGCGCUGCGAGGCCUGAAGCCAGACCUCAAAACCUUUGGCAAAUAUUUGGGGGGAGGGCUGGCGUUCGGUGCGUUCGGCGGUAGAGCAGAUGUCAUGGCAGCAUUCGAUCCUCGACUGGACGGGUACAUCUCUCAUUCAGGGACAUUCAAUAAUAAUACUCUUGUCACCCACGUCGGCCAUGUUGGUUUGACUACGGUAUUCACCCCGGAGGUAGCGCGGCAUUUCACCGAGGCUGGGGAUAGCUUCAGGGAAAAGCUUAAUGAGGUGACGAAUGGUACUAGAAUCUACUUCACUGGCGUAGGAACAGUCGCCACAGCACAUUUUCUCGCAAAGGGGCCUCGGCAUAUUGAUUGUGCUGAUAAUGUCGAAGAAAUCCCAGAGCUGAAGACUUUAUUCUGGUUUGAGAUGCUCGAAGCUGGAUUCUGGGUCACUUUGCGCGGGUUCAUAGCUUUGAUCCUGGAGACACCCCCAUCCGAGUUGGAAAGAUUUGUGAAAGCCGUAAAGAGUUUCAUCUCUAAGCACCAAACCCUUGUGGCACUGGAAACAUGA